This is a messenger RNA of Pseudomyrmex gracilis, 2765 nucleotides long. Its product is annotated as protein quiver-like. The record is from RefSeq and is a predicted model, not a curated record. NCBI's taxonomy places the organism in Eukaryota, Metazoa, Arthropoda, Insecta, Hymenoptera, Formicidae. Gene Ontology annotation, biological process: sleep; regulation of synaptic transmission, cholinergic; positive regulation of voltage-gated potassium channel activity. The transcript is spliced from 3 exons. The coding region runs from base 692 to 1192 and encodes 166 amino acids.
UUAUUCUUUGUUUAUUGAUUUUUAUCGUUUGUCAUUUAAUUUCUCAGUUCUUCGAGUGUCAACGUAGAAUUGCAAAGAAGCGAAACGAAAGAUUGCAAAUAGCGUACCAUGGCGAAUCUUUCGCGAUUUCGAUACGGAUGAAGUUCGUUCCGACACGUCGUCCACGAGCGGGGAUGUGCGUCUUACAGCAAACCGGCAGCAUGAGGGAGGCGACGGGGAUGAAAAAGAGAUGGAGGAGAGACGGCGUGUGUGCACCAUCGACGAAUGCAUCGGCGCGCGGCGGGCGCAUCGCAGGGAGUCCAGAGAGGGUGGAUCUGCCGCAUAGUGGUGCCGAUACAUAUAGAGUUGCCGAGGGAUACUCGGCGACUCGCACGGGUGUCGCACGUCAGUUGCUAUGCAUCCGGGUGCGGUGGUGAACGCGGCGUGCGACCCGAGAGCAGCGAACCACCACCGUCGUUCCUAGUUCGCGUGCGCUCGCUCUCUCAGGACACCGGUCGCGACGACGAGACGAAGAACACACGCGCCCCGGUCGCUCACUGCCGAAAAAUCCUUCUCACCCCGGACGACGACGACGACGACGACGACGACGACGACAGCUACAACGGCGGGAACGCCUUCCAUGCGGGCUCGACGCGAUUAAAAAAAACAUUCUUCCGAGCACAAGCACGCACAUGGUCCGACGAUCUCUACCAUGAUCGCGAAUCAAGCCGCGCCGAUCAUCGGCUUUCUCGUCUUUCUUGUCCUGGCGGCCACUUUCGAUCGCGGUGAAGCGAUAAUAUGUUACCAGUGCAACAGCGAGUACGAUCCGAGGUGUGGCGACCCGUUCGACUCGUAUUCUUUGGGAACUGUCAACUGCAGUUUUCAGCCUCGCCUGGAGCACCUCAGCCACUUAGAACCUACUAUUUGCCGGAAAAUCAGUCAAAGAGUGUAUGGCAAGGUGAGAGUCGUCCGGAGCUGCGGCUACAUCGCAGACGAGUCGAAGGACGACGGCAUGUGCCUUAUGAGGUCCGGCACCCACGACGUGCGCGCGGAAUACUGCUCAUGCACCGGUGAUCUGUGCAACUCCGUCGAGAGUCUCCGCACGCCGUCCUUACUGCCACUGGCGUCCCUCCUGACCGCCGUUCUGGCGACACCAAAUCUGCUAUUGUCGUGCUCGUUCGCGCCGCCUCGUACCUCUCUCUCAAUAGCCUAAACAUUUCUGCCUAAUUAAUUUAAAAAAUUUGAAUCACACACCUCAAAAGAGAAUCAACGUUAGCAAACCGUCGUCGCGCGCCGCACGGACCGUUCGUAUACACCAGAUAUUAUUGUAUUCGCGCGAUCGCUUCUUCGCCGCCAUUGUCGAUCGGUUGUCGAUCGAUUGUCAAUUUCUCUCGUUAGGAUUAUUAUUAAAUACAUCAUGACAAAACAAAAAAAAAAAAAAAACGCUCACGCGCUCCAAGAGAAAAAAAUCCACGACGAAGCUUCGUUGUUUUUCGAGAAAGAUAAUGUAACGCUGUUAUCAUACGUUUUCAGUCUAUAUCGUAUUAUUGUGUAACUUUAAUAACUUUGGCCUAAUUAAAUAUCGCGUCAGAUUGUAAUGAUGAUAUACGUAUUUUUGCGCUAUCAAUAUGAAAAAAAAAAAAACUUCAAACAAUAACUUCUUCCAAUAAUUGAGAAGAAACCCCGAUGUGAUCCCCUAACUAACUCUCUCUGCGGUAAAAUAAUCAGCGGUAAAUAAAUAAAUAAAUAUAACCAGAAACGAACGAAGUUCAACCGAUACGAUAAAGUCUCGCGAGACGCUGUGUGUGUAAAAAAAAAAUUCUUCUUAGAGAAAUCUUUGAGAAUCCCAUAGCUAAGUAAAAUUGGAGAUUAUAGAUUACAAAUUCAGCGAACGGUCCGGAAAUAAUAGCCGGAUUAUUAUGUAGCGUAAACGGUGAUAACUGCCAGAUGCGCGAGGACGACAAUUCAGUGUAGUACACAUAUCUUCGCGAGAAAAAAAAUAAAAGAAAAAAAAAAUUAACACACGGCCUCCGCGUAAAAAAAAAAAAAAAAAAAAAAAAGAGUUCAGUCACCGAUCUCUCGUGUCGUUUCACGUCUGAUAUCGCACUUGUCGCGCGAAUAUAACUUCGGCUGUGCUGAUUCAGCUGUCGGACAGAGAAUAUUUUUUGCACGAGUAGAUUGAGAGGAAUCGAUUAGAAAUCUCGCGUUCUGUAAACCUAUUUUUUUUUUUCUACACUGAUAUAUUCGCAAUUUUUGAAAUUACUUGGAAACGUUCUUCUUCAAUAAAAAUAAAAAACAAAAACAAAAAAAAACUGUCAAAUUUUUGUAAUCGAUUAGUUUUCGAACACACUUGUCGACACCACAGCUCUUCUUUACGGAAGGCGUUUCUAUCGAUUUCUGUUAAUUUGCUUACUUUUGUACAGGAACGACCGACAGAGUUUGAUACUGAGACGAGUGCGCUAUCAAAAUGAAAAGAAGAAAAACAAAAAAAUCGUAGAAAAAGCCACGCAUCUUACGAGAGUUUUUAUUUAUAAAUUAGUGAAACGAGGAGAGUCUCUCUCUCACACGGUAAAAUAUAAUUAAACAAAGUAGCGGCAUCGCGACACAUUUCGCACCCCGCCUGCUACCGCUGAACAUGUAUGUGCGUCGAAUGAACAUGUGUGUGCAUGUGUUUGCGUGCGUAACACAAAUACACAGUUACAAGUUACACAAAUACACAAGUACACAGUUACUAUGUGUAUGUGUGUGCGCGCACGCGAAGUUGUAAAAAAAAAAAAAAAAAAAAA